Molecule: messenger RNA, 1234 nt
Organism: Cydia fagiglandana
Lineage: Eukaryota; Metazoa; Arthropoda; Insecta; Lepidoptera; Tortricidae
Gene: mRpS22
Product: small ribosomal subunit protein mS22
Exons: 7
Coding region: 65-1201 (378 amino acids)
Cellular component (GO): mitochondrial small ribosomal subunit
Molecular function (GO): structural constituent of ribosome
Source: RefSeq, a predicted model, not a curated record
UAUAGCUCUACCUAAAAAAAAAGUUAGGUUAGGAUCGGGGUCUUGUGGAUUGUUUGUUAUUAAAAUGUCUAUAUUAUUUAAGAAAUUUGCACAAUCUAGCGUUAAAAAUGUAAUAUUAAAGCACAGUGACAUUCAGUUCCUCAUUUAUUCAAGAAAAUUAAGUUUCGUGCCAUCGUUAUACGAUGGUGAUAAAGAUCCUGCGCCGAAGUUUUUCUCCCCUGACAUUCAAAUUUUGCUGAAAAGGUUAACCAGGCCUGAUUUGGCGAGGGUUUUCCGCAAAAGAACCAACAGUGCAUUACCUGUGCUUCCUACUCCCAAAUAUAAGUUCUUAACAUCCGAGGAGUUAGAGCAAGAGGUCGCCAAAGCAAAUGAGAGAGCCGAUCAACUUCUACAGAUGCCUCCAGUUGUUAAGAUCCAACAACACAUCCAAGAUGUCCUGUCGGAGGACCCUGCUCUGAUUGGCUAUGACAAAUCCAAAUACAUCUUCACAGAUAUCAGUUUUGGUGUUGCAAAUGAACACAGAAUUAUUGUACAGAGAUUACCUGAUGGUACUCUUCAAAGUUGUGACCAUGACGUCAGAAAGAGGCUAAACCAGAUAUAUUUCCCCAUAAAUGGACGCACAAUAAGGGAGCCCCUCAUGUUCACGGAUGAGGAGAAAUUCAACAGCAUCCUGGACAGAGAGCAGUAUGAAUUCAUCCUGGACCGAGCUUGCAUUCAGUAUGAGCCGGAUGAGCCGUCUUACCAACGGGUCACCAGUCUUACCUACCAGCAUGUGGAUGCUAAGAGCAGAUAUGAGUUAUUGAGGUCUACCCGCCACUUCGGGCCACUAGUAUUCUACCUGACCUGGCAUCAAAGCAUAGACAGCCUCAUGCUAGAGCUGCUGCAGACGGGUGCGGUGCGGGAGGCCGCGCUUCUGGUGGCAACGAGACAGGCCGUACAUGGGGAUGUUACUGAGGGACAUCUGGCUACUAGACUUGUGCAACAGAUCCUGCCAACACCCGUCCAACUAACAAAACCAGAUCGCCUCACAGAAGAAGACAUCCAACUAGACAGCAGUUGCGUCGACUGCGUCCAGAAGUACAUCAGCACCAACUCCUCAAUGAAGAGCCAGCAAGAGCUGGCACUGCAGGGAUUCAGGGAGCACUACCAGCAACUGGUCGAGCUGAGUCGCGGAAUUAAAGUAGCACACGGGAAUGCCUGAAUGUAGAUGCGUAAUAAAUGUAUAGUUAAGGAA